AGAAAGCCGGUUCACUGAAUACUUUAUUUCUCAUUUCUCGUUUAUCCCUUCGUCUUCAAGUUGAAAGAGUAAGUGAACUUGGACAUUGAAGACAAACACGUCUCCUCUCUCUCUCUGGCUUCUGUUCCUUGUAAUCAUAUAGAUAGCUAAAAGUCUUUGUUUAUUUGAUUUCGUGAGCACCCAGAAUCUCUCUACCAAUCCAAAUCUCUCCCAUGGCUUAUGCAAUACGCAUAUCUCAAUCUCAGCCCUUUUUGAAUGAAACCCAUUUGAGAGCCGGGAGAGUUCAGACCAGUUUCGCGUCUGUUUCUCUCAAGAACACCUUUUUUCAAUCCAAGGUUCUAAGUCGGAGGAGUUGUGGUCGUGGGCGAGCAAAGAUGCCCUUUAAGAGUGUUGUUGUUUCCGCAACCACGGCUGAGAAGCCGAAAAAACGAUACCCGGGAGAGACGAAGGGAUUUGUGGAGGAAAUGCGGUUUGUCGCCAUGAAAUUGCAUACCAAGGAUCAAGCAAAAGAAGGAGAGAAGGAGCCGGAGGGUAAGCCCAUAGCCAAAUGGGAACCUUCCAUCGAAGGGUAUCUCAGGUUUCUUGUGGAUAGCAAAUUCGUUUAUGAUACGCUGGAGUCCAUCGUACAGAAGGCUGCAUAUCCUUCAUAUGCCGAGUUCAGAAAUACUGGUUUGGAAAGGUCUGAGAAAUUAACCAAGGAUUUGGAGUGGUUCAAGGGGCAAGGCCAUAUCAUUCCAGAACCAUCAUCUCCUGGGGUAUCUUAUGCUCAUUAUCUUGAAGACUUAUCAGAGAAGGAUCCUCAAGCCUUCCUCUGUCACUUUUACAAUAUCUACUUUGCCCAUUCUGCUGGGGGAAGGAUGAUUGGCAGAAAGGUGACCGAGAAGAUACUUAAUAACAAAGAGUUGGAGUUCUAUAAGUGGGAUGGUGAAUUAUCCGUGCUUUUGCAGAAUGUGAGAGACAAACUCAACAAAGUUGCUGAGAGCUGGUCUAGAGAAGAGAAGAACCAUUGUUUGGAAGAAACGGAAAAAUCGUUCAAGUACUCAGGGGAGAUCCUUCGCUUGAUAUUGUCGUGAUCUGCAAAGCUUUGCUGCAUUUCUGCUAUCCCCAUAUGAUUAUGUGUAUGGAAUAUGAUGGCGCAAGCUUUAACACUCUGUCUAUAUGCUUUUAACUUCCUCCUUUCAAUUUUAGUUUGUGUAAGCAGGAAAUCUACCCUUCUGUGCAUUAUAUGUAGAACAAUGAAAUUGUAGAUUUGAUUCUCAUGGCCACGAGGCACUGAUAAUAAGAUGAUAAAUCAUCUGUGUUUUGUGGGCAUUCA
Nelumbo nucifera (sacred lotus) is the source of this 1315-nucleotide messenger RNA. It is a transcript of the gene TED4, whose product is annotated as Plant heme oxygenase (decyclizing) family protein. NCBI's taxonomy places the organism in Eukaryota, Viridiplantae, Streptophyta, Magnoliopsida, Proteales, Nelumbonaceae. Gene Ontology annotation, biological process: phytochromobilin biosynthetic process; heme oxidation. Gene Ontology annotation, molecular function: heme oxygenase (decyclizing) activity. The record is from RefSeq and is a predicted model, not a curated record.